AUGUCUCUCCUGAGCGGCGACCCCAACUUCCAGCGGCUCGACCAGUGGUACCGAGCCAAUGGCGGAAGUCUGAAGAUGAGAGACAUGUUCGCCACCGAACCGGACCGCUUCCGUCACUUCAGUGUGAAGGUGGAGACGGACGAUGGCGACCUUCUGCUGGACUACUCCAAGAAUCUCAUCACCCAGGAAGUCAUGUCCAUGCUCAUCGCCAUGGCGGAGUCCAGAGGGGUGAAAGAAGCCCGGGAGAAGAUGUUCAAAGGGGAGAAGAUCAACUUCACGGAGGACCGCGCCGUGCUGCACGUGGCCCUGCGCAACCGCUCCAACGACCCCAUCUUGGUGGACGGCAAAGACGUCAUGCCGGAAGUCAACCGCGUGCUGGAAAAGAUGAAAGUCUUCACGCAGAAAAUCCGCAGCGGGCAGUGGAAAGGUUUCUCGGGAAAAAGCAUCAGCCACGUGGUCAACAUCGGCAUCGGAGGUUCCGACCUGGGUCCGCUGAUGGUGACGGAGGCGUUGAAGGCGUACAGCCAGGGCGGCCCCGACGUCUGCUUCGUUUCCAACAUCGACGGGACGCACCUGGCCAAAACGCUGGCGCAACUGGACCCGGAAACCACGCUCUUCGUCAUUGCCUCCAAGACGUUCACAACGCAGGAGACCAUCACCAACGCCGAGUCCGCCCGGGAUUGGUUCCUACGCGCCGCCAAGGACAAAAGCGCCGUCGCCAAACACUUCGUGGCGCUCUCCACCAACGCCGUCAAAGUCCAAGAAUUCGGAAUCGACACGGCCAACAUGUUCGAGUUCUGGGACUGGGUCGGAGGUCGUUACUCGCUGUGGUCCGCCAUCGGGCUUUCCAUCGCGCUGCACAUCGGCUUCGACAACUUCGAGCGACUUUUGAGCGGCGCCCACUUUAUGGAUAAACACUUUGAGAGCGCUCCUCUGGCCCAAAACCUUCCGGCGCUGCUGGCUCUGCUGGGCGUGUGGUACGGCAACUUCUUCCAGGCCGAGACGCACGCCAUGCUGCCCUACGACCAGUACAUGCAUCGCUUCGCCGCCUACUUCCAGCAGGGGGACAUGGAGUCCAACGGGAAGUACGUGACCAAGGACGGAAGUCGCGUGGACUACCACACGGGGCCCAUCGUGUGGGGAGAGCCCGGAACCAACGGACAGCACGCCUUCUACCAGCUCAUACAUCAAGGCACCCGCAUGAUUCCCGCGGACUUCCUCAUUCCGGCGCAGUCGCAAAAUCCCAUCAGGAACAACCUGCACCACAAGAUCCUAUGCGCCAACUUCCUGGCUCAGACCGAAGCUCUGAUGAAAGGCAAAACCUCAGCGGAGGCUCGCCAGGAGCUUCAGGGCGCCGGCUUGUCGGGAGAAGCCCUGGACAAACUUCUUCCUCACAAGGUCUUUGAGGGGAACAAGCCCAGCAACUCCAUCGUCUUCAAGAAGCUGACACCCUUCAUGCUGGGAGCGCUCAUAGCCAUGUACGAGCACAAGAUCUUCGUGCAGGGUGUCAUCUGGGGUGUCAACAGCUACGACCAAUGGGGCGUGGAGCUGGGCAAGCAGCUAGCCAAGAAGAUCGAGCCGGAGCUGCGUGACGAAGUCCCCGCCGAGGUUUCCUCACACGACUCGUCCACCAACGGGCUCAUCAAUUUCCUCAAGACAAAUUUUGCCUAA
This is a messenger RNA of Nerophis lumbriciformis (worm pipefish), 1671 nucleotides long. The record is from RefSeq and is a predicted model, not a curated record. Lineage: Eukaryota; Metazoa; Chordata; Actinopteri; Syngnathiformes; Syngnathidae.